GCGCCCCCGCGCACCUCACGCAACCGCCCAGUGACGCACGGCUGGGCAGCGGCGUGCCAGCUCAUUGGUCCGGCCAGGCCCCAGCCAGAGCGUCGACGCCCGUUUCCUGGCAACGGCCGAGCGCAGGGGCGGGGUCUCCGUCCGCAUUCCAAGAAAGGAGCGGCUCCACACUCUCAGGCCCCGCCCCCUCGACCCGCAGACUCCGCCCUUCUGAGGAUUCUGGCGUUUUAUAGGGGACGACUGAGAAGAGGCGGGGACAGAGGAGAGAAAUUCGAACCGGAGGGCAGAAGGCUGCUCUAAGGGAGGGACAAGCUUCUGAGGCUAGGAAAGAACUUAUGCACGCCGGUUGGAUUCUACCUUCCUACCCGUGAAGACCGCCUCUUCCUAGCUCUCCCGAAGCUUCCGUGACCUCGUAGAACGUGGAAUAAGUUCCUACAUGACAGCCUGGAUUCCUGAUCCGUUAGAACCUGUCUCAGUCUUAGGGCUGCGAAAGGAAAAGCGUCUAGAAGCAGCACUUAGCAUGAUCCCUGUUCAUAGAGGAUGAAAGAGCUGAGAGAUGGCUUCAGGGAGAAAUGCUGGCUGAAACAAGAGUGAGAAACACUAAGAGAAUUAGCAGUUUCCGAUAAAAUCUGUAGUUGAUUCUAUCAGUGUUACCUGAUUGUGAUCAUUCUGUGAUUACAUAAUAUGAUGGAUGACAGGGGGGCAUGGGUAAGGAGUUUACAGCUUUGUGUGUUGUUUUUGUGACUUUUCUGUGAUUCUAAAACUGGUUCAAAUUAAAAGUAUCCAUAAAGAAGAAAGAAAUAAAAAUUUCACCCUAAAGAAUUAGCUAUCCCAAGGCAAGGCAGAAUGGUCAAGACCCGGAGAACACCUGGAGCUGGGAGCAUGCAAAGCAAAGAUCAGAUGAGAAUGAAAACGGAAUAUAUAAUACUGCGGGACUAGUUGACCGUGUUAGUUUAUAUUAUAGUCUUGGAAUUUUAUACAUAGUCAGGUGGACAGGGCACCUUUGCAAAUGGUCAUUCAAAAGCAAAGCCCAAAAUAGGAUCAAAAGGAUGUAGAAAAGGGAGUUUGUGGACACUGGGAAGGGUUUGAGACUUGGGUAAAGGGAAGGGAAAGGAUUAAAUAUUGACAUCCUGUAUAAAUUAAAAACCAUCAAAGGGAACCAGAGAGAUACCAUCCUGGUUAAAGCACUGGCUGAGCAAACGUGACAGCCAGAGUUCAAAUUCCCCAGAAUCUACAUAAAUACCGGGUGGGUGUUGUGAUCCACCGGGAUCUGUCCUUGAAAGGUGACUCUGUUUUAUUGAGAGAACCUGUCUCAUUAAAUCAGAUGGAAGAACAAACAAGUGUGAUUCCUUCCAUCAGUCUCAGGCCUCCACAAGCACACACACACACACACACACACCACUCAAGGGCAUACUCACAAAUUUCCAGAGCUGAGGCAUUGUUAUGAGAGGUGGGAGUGACAGUGACUAGAAAGAAGAAGAGUGACUCCUCAAGCUUAUAAUAGUUCUGCUUCUUGAGCCAAGUACUGAGCUGGGAGCUUCAAAGACAGAAAGACGCAGCUGGAGCCCCAGGGCAGCUUCUUCCAGGAAGCCAGGCACUUUCUCAAGCCACCUCUAAUUGGCGAAGUCCUGGAUAUCCUACAGGCUAGGACCACACUACAGAAACAUGAGCCAGGACAGCAAAGUGAAGACAACAGAGUCCACGCCCCCAGCCCCAACCAAAGCCAGGAAGUGGCUGCCAGUCCUAGACCCAUCUGGGGAUUAUUACUACUGGUGGCUGAACACGAUGGUCUUCCCAAUCAUGUAUAAUCUCAUCAUCGUUGUAUGCAGGGCCUGCUUUCCUGACUUGCAACACAGUUACCUGGUGGCCUGGUUUGUGCUGGACUACACGAGUGACCUGCUGUACCUACUAGAUAUUGGGGUACGCUUCCACACAGGAUUCCUAGAACAGGGCAUCCUGGUGGUAGACAAAAGCAUGAUCGCCAGUCGCUAUGUACGCACCUGGAGCUUCCUGUUGGACCUGGCUUCCCUGGUCCCCACAGAUGCAGCCUACGUGCAGCUAGGCCCCCACAUCCCUACACUCCGGCUAAACCGCUUUCUCCGAGUGCCUCGCCUCUUUGAGGCUUUCGACCGUACAGAGACCCGCACAGCUUACCCAAAUGCCUUCCGCAUAGCCAAGCUGAUGAUCUACAUUUUUGUCGUCAUCCAUUGGAACAGCUGCUUAUACUUCGCCCUGUCCAGGUACCUGGGCUUCGGACGGGAUGCAUGGGUAUACCCAGACCCUGCGCAGCCUGGCUUUGAGCGCUUGCGGCGCCAGUAUCUCUACAGCUUCUACUUCUCCACUCUGAUCCUGACCACUGUGGGUGACACACCGCUGCCAGCCCGAGAGGAAGAGUACCUCUUCAUGGUGGGUGACUUCCUGCUGGCCGUCAUGGGUUUCGCCACCAUCAUGGGUAGCAUGAGCUCUGUCAUUUACAACAUGAACACGGCAGAUGCAGCCUUCUACCCAGACCAUGCUCUGGUAAAGAAAUACAUGAAGCUACAGCACGUCAACCGAAGGCUGGAGCGGCGCGUUAUUGACUGGUACCAGCAUCUGCAGAUCAACAAGAAGAUGACCAAUGAGGUAGCCAUCUUGCAGCACUUGCCUGAGCGGCUGCGGGCAGAGGUCGCUGUAUCCGUACACCUGUCUACCCUGAGCCGAGUACAGAUCUUCCAGAACUGUGAAGCCAGCCUGCUGGAAGAGCUGGUGCUAAAGCUCCAGCCCCAGACCUACUCACCAGGCGAAUACGUAUGCCGCAAAGGGGACAUUGGCCGAGAGAUGUACAUCAUCCGCGAGGGCCAGCUGGCUGUGGUGGCAGAUGACGGUGUCACACAGUAUGCUGUGCUUGGUGCAGGGCUCUACUUUGGGGAGAUUAGCAUCAUCAACAUCAAAGGGAACAUGUCUGGAAACCGACGAACAGCUAACAUCAAGAGCCUGGGCUAUUCAGACCUCUUCUGCCUCAGCAAGGAGGAUCUACGGGAGGUGCUGAGUGAGUACCCACAGGCCCAGGCAGUCAUGGAGGAGAAGGGCCGUGAAAUCUUGCUCAAAAUGAAUAAAUUGGAUGUGAAUGCUGAGGCAGCUGAGAUCGCCCUCCAGGAGGCCACAGAGUCUCGGCUGAAAGGCCUCGACCAGCAGCUUGAUGACCUACAGACCAAGUUUGCUCGCCUCCUGGCUGAGCUGGAGUCCAGCGCACUGAAGAUAGCUUACCGCAUUGAAAGGCUGGAGUGGCAGACUCGAGAGUGGCCGAUGCCAGACGACAUGGGUGAGGCUGAUGAUGAGGCUGAGCCUGGAGAAGGAACGUCCAAGGAUGGAGAGGAAAAAGCUGGCCAGGAGGGACCCUCAGGCCUAGAAUGACCCCAUUCUCACCCUAGGACUCCCAGCUCAAGUAAUUCCAGAGUGGUAGGAAAGUCUGCCUGCAGGAAUUGUCAUCCUAUUUGCUAGGUCACAGAAACUUAGGUAAAUUGGCCUAGAGAUGCCUAGCUAUGGAUGUGGGUCAUAGCAUACAUGUCCCAUACUCACCAGCAGCACACACACAUGCACACACUCAGGCUCAGGCGCAAGACUGAGUUCCACAUAAAAUGUUCCUGUCUUCUGCUCCCAGUGCAUCCUCAUAAACAUACCUAUGACUUAUGCUCACCCUGUGAUCACAGAGAACAAUUUAAUGCACUGGGACUGCUGGGGUGACCUUUGUACAUUUAAAGGAGGUCGCUGGUAUAGGAGGACAAGGACAGUGUGAAGCUACAGGGAAAGAAGGCAGUUAAAAUUUCUAAACUACUAGAUCACUGCUUCAGCUGCUUCCAGGCAUGGCCAGACUUCAGGUCUGAGCUGGGCCAGGUAGUAUUUUAAAAUGAACGUGAUGUGUAACUUAGAGUUCAGCUAGAUAAUACACAUCAUUAUUGGGAGAGAUUAAGAGAGUUAUUACCCUUUAAAACAUUUUAAAAUAUGUAAUUAUUUUGUGACUUAUUAAUAAAAUGUAAGGUUCAUCAUGUUGGCACUGGGUUUAUCUUGUUCAUCUCUA
Molecule: messenger RNA, 4057 nt
Organism: Mus musculus (house mouse)
Lineage: Eukaryota; Metazoa; Chordata; Mammalia; Rodentia; Muridae
Gene: Cnga4
Product: cyclic nucleotide gated channel alpha 4
Exons: 8
Coding region: 1666-3393 (575 amino acids)
Biological process (GO): transmembrane transport; monoatomic ion transport
Cellular component (GO): membrane; non-motile cilium membrane; ciliary membrane
Molecular function (GO): intracellularly cyclic nucleotide-activated monoatomic cation channel activity; monoatomic ion channel activity
Source: RefSeq, a predicted model, not a curated record